Molecule: messenger RNA, 1019 nt
Organism: Colletotrichum navitas
Lineage: Eukaryota; Fungi; Ascomycota; Sordariomycetes; Glomerellales; Glomerellaceae
Product: fungal cellulose binding domain-containing protein
Exons: 7
Coding region: 255-941 (228 amino acids)
Source: RefSeq, a predicted model, not a curated record
CGUGGAUCGUCGUACCCUCCCAAUGAUCGACGCUCUCCCUGGGACUGUGGUAGGGAAGCAGGGACUCCGGGCCGCUUAAUCUACAGUCCACGGAAGGUUGUGUGGGAUGUCGUCAUGUUCCUAUCUGUCGACGUCUGUGAUCAUAAAGGAGGCCCCAGCACAGUCUUCUCCUUCUCCUUCUUCAUCUCACGCCUCCAACCUCAGAUACCAAGCUCAGUCAACAACUCUCCCUCCUACCGGUAACACUGUCCAUCAUGAAGUUCCUCGCCCUCGCAGCCGCCCUGUCGGUGGCCGUCACCGAAGUCUCGGGCCACUACAUCUUCCAGCAGCUGUCCGUUGGUUCCACCAAGUACGGCGUCUACGAGCACAUCCGGAAGAACACCAACUACAACUCCCCGGUGACGGACCUCGCCUCGAACGACCUGCGUUGCAACGAGGGUGGCGGCAGCGGUGCGCAGACCACGGUGGUCAACGUCAAGCCCGGUGAUUCCUUCACCUUCACCCUCGACACCGCCGUCUACCACCAGGGCCCCGUCUCUCUCUUCCUUUCCAAGGCCCCCUCCCACGUGCAGGACUACGACGGAAGCGGUAAAUGGGCCAAGUUCAAGGACUUCGGCCCGACCUUCUCCAACGGCCAGGCAUCGUGGCCCCUGAGAUUGACCUACCAGCACACGAUCCCGACGUGUCUCCCCAACGGCGAGUACCUGCUGCGCGUGCACAACAUCGGCAUCCACAACCCGUGGCCUGCUGGCAUUCCUCAGUUCUACAUCUCGUGCGCGCAGAUCAACGUGACGGGCAGCUCCGCCCCGGCCAGCUCGUUCGCGCCGACUCUCAGCAUCCCUGGAGCUUUCAAGAACACCGACCCUGGAUACACCGCCAACAUUUACCAACCUGGCUUCACUUCGUACGAGGUCCCUGGAGGCAAGGAGUGGACGUGCUAGUUCUGUGGCCGCUACCAUUCGUGAAGAAAAAGACAUAAGACAUCGCGUGCUCGAAAGGUAGUCUCCUCGCCAAGGGGG